AUGAAGGCGAUUGUAGUGUGUCUGUUUUGUGUGAUAAUACUCGUGGAAAGUGAGGAAUACCUUAAUGUUACUUAUGAACCCGUUCAAAGGCAGUUGUUGGAGUUUAAGAAGGAACACCCGCAUCCUAUAGGGCUAUGGACCAAAGUUGCCGGAGAUCCAGUUGAACUUCGUGACACAAUAACAAUUAACUCCGAUCAGUUCAACAACCAAUUGUUUGUCGAUACAUUCUCAACUUUUGAUGGACGAAGAAUACCAGAGCGAAUAGCUACUGCCAAGGGUACGGGAGCCUUUGGCUACUUCGAAGUCACGCACGAUGUCUCCAAGUAUACAUAUGCUGAUGUGUUCAAUGGAGUGGGCAAGAAAACACCAAUAGUCGUCAGGUUUGCAGCAGCACUACAGAAUUUGGGAGGAUCUGAACUCAUUAGAGAAAUUAAAAGCAUGGCCACAAAAUUUUACACCAAAGAAGGGAAUUUCGACCUGUUAACUAUUUCGACACCUGUCUUUCCAUUCAGAGAUCCCAUGUUAUUCAGGGACCUAGUAAAUGCAUUUCAGAGAAAUCCUCAGACUAAUCUGUAUGAUUUCACAAGCGUUUAUGAUAUAACAACACUAAGGCCAGAGCUUGGCCAUAAUCUGUUUUGGAUAAUGUCUGAUUAUGGUCUUCCGAAUGGUUAUAGAAGGAUGGAUACAUUUGCCAUUCAUGCUUUUGAAGUUUCAAAUAAGCAUGGAGAAACACACUACGUACGAUUCAACUUAAGAUCUGAGUUGGGAUUCUCACCGCUCACAAGUGCUCAGGCAGCCGCCAUUCAAGCUCGAGAUUUGGAUUACUAUACUCGAGAUUUGUACAACGCUAUUGACUCAGGAGAGUACCCUGCAUGGAAACUAGAGAUGGAUGUGAUGACGUCAGAUGACAUAAAAACAGUUGAUUACGAUCCUUUCGAUGUCACAAAAUUGUGGAAAAAUGGCACAUUCAUCACAGUGCCAAUUGGACGGUUGGUUUUGAAUCAAAAUGUUGAAAAUCAUUUCAGAGAUAUCGAACAAGCGGCCUUUAAUCCGGGUCAUUUAGUACCCGGUAUUCCUGGACCAGUGGACUUUUUGUUCCGUGGAAGGAGAAUAUUCUAUAGAGAUACACAAAAUUACCGUUUGGGAAGAAACCACAACAAUAUUUUAGUAAACACGCCAUUGUACGAAAAGACGUAUGUACGAGAUGGAAGACCACCGACUAAGCUUAACAUGAAGAACGCUCCUAACUAUUAUGCUAAUUCCUUUAACGGACCAAUUCCAUACGUAGACGAAAAGAGGCCGUGGAAGAAGUUGCAAGUAUUAGAAAAUAAUGCCGUAGAUUUGGAACCGAUGUCGUAUUUCUACAAUUAUAUUUUGGAAGAUGAAGCUCACAGGCAGAGGUUUAUAGACAAUAUUGUCUUGUCUCUUUUGCCAGUCACUCCGCCGGUAAUUCAAAGAGUUUUCCAACUCUUAUUCUUGGUUGACAAAGAGUUGGGUACGCGAGUCAAGGCUGCUUAUGAGGUGGCACUUGCUGCCCAGCAAGCAGCAGCUCUGGCUGCUCCUCCCCCUGUUCCUGGAAGAAGAGUUCCUUCUGCGCGGGACAAUCCUAAAAAAGAGACGAAAUGA
Molecule: messenger RNA, 1626 nt
Organism: Spodoptera littoralis (African cotton leafworm)
Lineage: Eukaryota; Metazoa; Arthropoda; Insecta; Lepidoptera; Noctuidae
Source: the annotation of a GenBank genome assembly